UCUCCCGAAUAACGUGAACUAGACGGACACACUUAGCUAGCUAGCUAACUUGCUAAUUUCAAGGCAUCAACCAAUUUGUGUAGCUAGCUAUUUUAUUUUAUGUAGACUUCAACGAUUAUUGGCAAAGAAGAUUUAAUGUUAACAUUGGAGGACGUUUUUACAAGGAGUCUAGUUGACGUAAUACUACUCAAUUGAAGACAACCCAGUUUAUUAGUUGUGCAAGAAGAAACCAAAGCAAGAUGCUAAACCAAAGCAGGAGGAACACCUGGAGCAGAUCCCUUUCCGCCUGCGCGAGAUCAUGAAGAGCAAGGAGAGGAUGAAGCUUGGCACGAAGAAGACGAAAAAGAAGAAUGAAGCUGCUGGACCCAAGCAGAAAGCGGAGAGACCCCAGGCCCCUGGAGAGAUCUCGGUUCCACACUUUCGGCGGCGUCAGAGAGAGUCCGAGAAGGCGUACCUGCGGCGCAUGAACCGGGAGACGCAGCACGUGCUCUUCCUCACCAAGAACCAGCUGGACCGCAAGCCAGAGAUGGCCCAGGAGGAGCAAGAGCACCCGGCAGACAAGCGCAAGUCGGAGAAGAAGAGAGAAUUUGACAAAGUGAGGCUACAGAAGCUGAAAAAGAAGAAGGCUGAGAGGAGAGAGGAGGAGGAGGAGAAGGAGCUACUCAUCGACACAGUGCGCUUUGGCGAGGUUGCCAUGGCUCCCCCGUGCUUGACAACAAAACCCAAGAAGGCGACCAGCAAGAAGGAGGGGGCGAUGAAGGGGCUGUUGCUCAACUCUCUCCUUGGCCACACCCCCGUUUCCACAGCCAAGCCCUCGAUGGCGAGGCAGAGGAUGAUGGAGGAAGAGCGGCAGCGUGUGGUCCUGGCCUACAGGCACAUGAAGAAGAUGAAGCAGGAAAGGAAGGGGUUGCAGGCAGCAGGGCUAGACAAGCUGAAGGACCCGCAGUGAGGUUGGGGGCAGGGCUUCGCGUAUUGUGGAAAUGGCCUGGCUUCACUGAGAUGGUUGGCAUUUUUGUUUUAUAUCUAAACUCCGUGGGAGACAUUUGUUUUGACUUGAGUCUGUGCAAGGGCAGGAUAACGGCGCCCCACCUGGGAUUCAGACCUAGAAUGGUCUGGACACAACUCCGGCACCGCGACCCACAAGAGUUUCCAGAAAGAAUGCUUUCUUGGUAUGUGACCGAAGUGCCUACAAUUACAAUUACUCAUUAAUGAAGCCAUCGCUGCUCACUGACCCACAAGACCUCUCCUCCUCUGCCUUCACCUGCUCCACUCUUCUGGUGUGUUGCUUCACAGUUCUCAAGACACCAUAGUGUCUAGGUUCCUGAAAUAAUGCUUCCGGCCAAUCACGUGAACCCAGACCCUGACCUCUGACCUCUGACCUCCACGCUGAAACACGCUGACGCGGAACUAACCGUGACGCUAACGAGCAGAGCACAGCGUUUCGCGCGCGGUCAUGUGCCUGCUUUUAAGACUGGGAGAAGAACAGUCUCCACUCUGGCUUGGAUGAUGGCCACGGCACCUGCAGAGGUACUCAGCCUGUCCUGAAGGGCUGCAGUGUUCUGGGGAAAUCAGCCUCUUUCCUGGAGAGCUACAGUGUAUGCAGGGCUACUCAACCCUGCUCCUUGGAAGGUCAAAGCCACUGCAAGUUUUCACUCCAAUGUUUAAGAGUUUGACCGUGUGCAUAAAAAUAAUUUCACUUUC
Molecule: messenger RNA, 1701 nt
Organism: Conger conger (European conger)
Lineage: Eukaryota; Metazoa; Chordata; Actinopteri; Anguilliformes; Congridae
Gene: ccdc137
Product: coiled-coil domain containing 137
Exons: 6
Coding region: 299-949 (216 amino acids)
Source: RefSeq, a predicted model, not a curated record